Molecule: messenger RNA, 1814 nt
Organism: Diospyros lotus (date-plum)
Lineage: Eukaryota; Viridiplantae; Streptophyta; Magnoliopsida; Ericales; Ebenaceae
Exons: 4
Coding region: 13-807 (264 amino acids)
Source: RefSeq, a predicted model, not a curated record
CAUCUGAAAUGGAUGCUGCCAUGGAUUGUUCUGCUUCAAUCCUUGUUUGGGUUUGGAUCAUUGAAGCCCUGGCAAGCUGCGACGCAGUGCCUCCAUCGACUAUACGCGUCUACCGUAGUAUUCCCUUCGCUAUGGACCUAUGAUUUGCUUGAAGGUGCUCCCGUAAUCCCUGCUGGUUUAGCAAGGAAUGCGAGGGAAAUGAUCUUAUUGAGGAUUUUGGAGGUCUAUGUUGCUCGCCGGCAUGAAAGCAGAGAUGGCGCUUCUUCUCGCUCGGACUGCGGGAGAGAAAUCGAUCAUUCUAGGAGCUGUGAAGAUGUAGCUCGAGGACUUAUGCAAGAGAUCGUUGCAUCAAAUGUAAAAAUGGAUAACUCAGAGAUGUUGAAAUGGGACAUUAGAACCUUUAUUAGGCGUAAAAGGGCCUCCUUCCCAAAGUGCACGUUACUACGGUUGAAGGAUGCAAUUUUGGGAGGAAACAACCCAGGUCUUGCAUCAUUGGAAAUGGCAGGCAAGAGUGGAUUAUCAAUUAGCAACAAGUCUGCCCGAGGUGAUGUCGAUGCAGUCACAGGGUUACUUGAGGGAAGCUGCAGGGGAGACCAAACCUUAGCAGCAGAUGGACUUAUGAGGGAUGACAAUGACUUGAAUACCAAUGACCUGGCUGGACAAUGUGAAGAAGAUCAUGUCAGUAUGGAGAUUGGGCAUGGCCCUCGUUUGCGUAGUUCCUAUUUUACUGGACAAGAUAUUGGUCAGAAGUAUGGUCUUCGGAUUUGCUCCGAACAUGCGGGAGAUCUAGAUAGAAAAAAUGGAUAGUGUGCUGUAAGAAAAUGGUCCGGUUUGGCCACAUCAACUCAAAUUGGGGGCUUAGGCGAAAACAGGCACUCAGAGGAUGGUCAUGAUCAGCAUUUCGAAGCAUCACAAAUACCUGGGCAAGGAAAUGAUGGUGGCUUGCAGGAUAAUCAUCCACUGAUCCCUUGUGACAACAAUGUGGAGCAUAAUCCUGGAAAAGAAGUAUCUAGUGAUAGUGAUGGUUUUCAAGAUGAGGAGAUUGUCACUGCCACGAAGGAACAUGCUUUCUUGAGUUCUAAGUGCACAUUCAAUGAGGAUUCCCGGACAGCUGCUGCCUGUCCAGAGUUUAAUCUUUGUAUCAAGUGUAAUAGAGGUGGACAGCUGUUGGUUUGUUGUGCAAGUGACUGUCCAAUACUGGUUCAUCAGCGCUGUUUGGGCUCUGCACCCGCCUUUGAUGACAGUGGAAACUUUUACUGCCCCGUUUGUGCUUAUUCUCGUGCAGUCUCAGAGUACCAUGAAGCCAAGAAAAAAUCCGCCCUAACAAGGAAAGCUCUAUCAGGUUUCAUUUCAUGCGGUUUUGAAAGGUAAAACAGAUGGGGAAACGCAAUCAGUAGUAAGUUCCCUAUAUAUUUUUUAUGAUAGAUGUCAUAUGCUUUCUCCAUGUAAAUUCUCCUAUGUUCUGCACUAGUAAGUUCCCUAUAUUUUUGCAGAUGAUGGCAUAUAUGCUUUAUCCAUGUAAUCUGUUGGAUAAUUGAUAAAUUAUUUUGACAACUCUAAUGGUGUUAUAUGAUGGAAUGUCCUGCAAUCACAUGUUCUCUCCAACCUAAUGUAUGUUUUUAGUGUUGCAGUUAAGAUUGAGGAUGGAUGAAUUAUUUUCUAAGUUGCAGCUCCUAUCCUGCAAUCCUUUGGACAGCCGAGGAGGUGGGGAGAUACUACGGGUAUUUUAUUUUUCCCUCGUAUGCUUCUGCCAAUGGCCUACCCCCCUUGGUGGGCUCAGGGCUUGAUAUGUUUGUGGUUGGAUCACUCUCACU